Messenger RNA from Pochonia chlamydosporia 170, 561 nucleotides. Its product is annotated as LCCL domain-containing protein. Lineage: Eukaryota; Fungi; Ascomycota; Sordariomycetes; Hypocreales; Clavicipitaceae. The transcript is spliced from 2 exons. The record is from RefSeq and is a predicted model, not a curated record. The coding region runs from base 1 to 561 and encodes 186 amino acids.
AUGGCUGCUCCCGCGGACAAGACCCUCAAGAACCUCAACGGCCAGUGGACAGUGAACAAGGAGCUGUCCGAGUCGACUGAUCCCGCCCUGGCCAUCCAAGGUAUCGGAUACCUCAUCCGCACUGGCGUCAGCUAUGCGACCAUCAGCAUCACCGUGAACCAGUACGAGGCUCCCCCCAAGGCGCCGAAUGAGUCCACCGACAUCUUCACCCACGUCGACAUCGAUCAGUCUGCUUCGGGGCUUUCCAACACCCAAGAGAAGCGAUGCCUGGAUAACACCUACCGCGACCACACUGACUGGCUGUUUGGCCAUGUCAAGGGCCGGAGUGCCUGGGUCACCCUGGAUGAGGUUGAGGAGGCGUACCUGAAGAAUGGGUGGGAGGUCGAGGGCGAUGGCAAGUUUAUCUUGAGCCAUGUUGAGAGCCAGGAUGCCGGAUGGACUGCUACCCAGGUCUGGGGAUUCCAGCAGGUAAAUGGGGAGCGUCGCUACUGUCGCAACAUUGUUGUGGCUAAGGGUGAUGAGCGCUCUGAGUUCCGCCUCGUCUAUGACUACAAUGGAUAA